Puntigrus tetrazona (Sumatra barb) is the source of this 1613-nucleotide messenger RNA. Its product is annotated as erythroid membrane-associated protein-like. The transcript has 3 exons. Gene Ontology annotation, molecular function: protein binding. The record is from RefSeq and is a predicted model, not a curated record. NCBI's taxonomy places the organism in Eukaryota, Metazoa, Chordata, Actinopteri, Cypriniformes, Cyprinidae. The coding region runs from base 681 to 1349 and encodes 222 amino acids.
CUGUCUUUAUUAUGUUAUUAAUUCAUUCUUCAUGUAAAGUCUGUCUUCAGCAGUAAAAUACAGUAUACAGUGAUAACUGUUGGCUAUUCAUGUAUUUUGUGUAGAUCUUCUAGUAAAUGGUCGUAUAAUGUAUAUUUAUGCAGGUCUGUCAUGAUUGUAAAAAGACAACAGCUGGAUAUUAUGCCACAAUCAAUAUUGUUUAAUAAAUAAUAACAGAACACACUAAACGUACCUGACUAGUCAGCUAAACCAGCUUCUAGAGAAAAUUCAGACAAAAACAUGAGAAAAGAACAAAUCAUAUUAAAAUAGUAUAUAAUUUUCUGACAAACCAGUUCUGAUCAUUCAGUGUUGUUAACGUCACACAAGUGUUCAUCAGGGACAAUGAACCUGAACAUCUUCAACCUUUACAACAUCUGAAGAUAAUUAGAAUUAAAUGUGAAUCUUUAAUAUGAUCUUAUUCAAAUAUAAAUUCAUUACUUUAAUAUUAUUUAGUCAAACAAAGAAUGAAUACUGUUUAUUCAUAUAACUGAUUUGUGGCUCGCUUAAAUAAAAAUAAAUGAAAAGUAUACAGGCCGAACAUAUAAAAGAGUCACAACACCCGAUAUGAAUUUGAGACACCUCCAUUUAUUAAACAAUUUUCAAAAUAAUAAGAAACAAUUCACAGGACUUAUAAAUGAAACAUGAAGAAUAACAAAUCGCGGGUAGGAACACUAAGGAAGCAAGCCCCUGACUACCCCUAUUCUCGGAUUGCAGCUCUUACCUGUCUGCCGACAAACAAAACCAGAAUGGCUCUCAAAUAUUCAAGAACAUAUAAGGUGAAUGUGAUUCUGGAUGCUGAUACGGCUCAUCCACGUCUCACUGUGUCUGAUGAUGGGAAACAAGUGAAAGAUGGAAGGAAUCGAAUAAAAGUAGUAAAUGGAGGAAAAGACAGAUUUGAUCAAAAUCUCGGUGUUCUUGGGAAGGAUGGAUUCUCCUCGGGGUGUUUCUACUUUGAGGUGCAGGUGAAGGAACAAACUGAGUGGGAUUUAGGAGUGACCAGAGAAUCUGUGGACAAGAGCACAAUGUAUAUGAGUCCUGAUGAUGGAUACUGGAUCGUGGGACGGAGAAAUGAGAAAUAUCAAGCUUGUGAUUCUUCUGAUUACUCUAUUUCUCUGAGUGUAAAGCCCCAGAGGGUCGGUGUUUUUGUGGAUUAUGAGAAGGGUCUCGUCUUUUUUUAUGAUGUGGAGUCCAGCUCUUAUAUCUACUCUUACACUAAUCAGUCUUUUAAUGAGAAACUCUAUCCAUUUGUUUGUUUGGGGUAUCAGUGGAAUGAAAACGCCACACCACUGAUCAUCUGUGAAGAUUAUUAAGGAGAUCAGUGAAUGAUCAACUAAAGUAAAAGUGUAACAGCAAUAACUAGAUCUGCAGUUAGCUUGAGAAAGACAGGACAGAAAGUUUUUAAUGUUUUAUAAACAGCUUACAGGUUGUGAAAGUUUGAUUGUUUUUCAGUUUAAAAUAGGUUUACAGUCUAUAAAGAAAUAGAUGCAGAAGAAGUAAUGUUUUCUAUUAAUUUGAUUUCAUAUUGAUUUUGUACUUCAUUGAAUGUUUGUGUAUUUCUAAUCCUGUUUUAAUUC